UGACCAGGCUUCUGAGGGGAGGCAAAGGAGUGUCAUUGCAGUGUUAUAGGAGGUCUCCAAGAGUAGUGCUGAGGGGCCGGAGAGAUAGCAUGAAGGAGAGAAGUCGAAGCGCCUGGCCAGCUCCAGCAUCGCUGCGACGCUCCGCGGACCGGUCCACCAUGGUGCCCGGGCUGUGCCUGUUGCUCCUGCUGCUGCCCUUGUCGCUGCCCGUCGCUGCGGACGAAGAGGAGCCCUGCGAAGUGGACGACGACGACUUUCGCUGCUUCUGCAAUUUCACCGAUCCGGAGCCCAACUGGUCGAGCGCCCUGCAGUGCACGGUCGCCGUCCAGGUGGAGAUCCGCGCGGGCGGCCGCAGCCUGGAGCAGUUCCUCAGGUACGCCGACACCGACCCGAGCCAGACCGUCGACAUGGUCAAGGCGCUGCGCUUGCGACAGCUCACGGUGGGCGACGCGCGGGUCCCGGCUCGGCUCCUGGUGGGCUUCCUGCGUGCGCUCGGGCCUUCCAAGCGCCUCAAAGAGCUGACGUUCGACAACCUGGAGGUCACCGGCACUUUACCCCCGGAGCUCCCGGAAUCCGCGGGGCCGGCGCUGUCCACGCUGCGUUUCCGCAACGUGUCUUGGGCCACCGGGUGCACUUGGCUCUCGGGGCUGCAGCGGUUGCUCAAGCCCGGCCUCAAGGUCCUGAGCAUCACGCAGACGCCCUCCUCCGCACCCUCCGCAGCCUGUGAGCUGCAAAACCCUUUCCCGGACCUCACCACCCUGGAACUGGACGGGCAUCCCUUUCUGGACCCCCAAACCGCUAAGCAUCAGGGAGCCCCGAUGAACUCCGGCGUGGGUCCAUCCUGUGCAAGUUGGACCUUAGCCUUAGGGUUGUCGGGAAUCGCCGUGCAGGUUCGGGGCCCGCGGGCCUAA
Messenger RNA from Suncus etruscus (white-toothed pygmy shrew), 911 nucleotides. It is a transcript of the gene CD14, whose product is annotated as CD14 molecule. Bases 90 to 911 code for a protein of 273 amino acids. Gene Ontology annotation, biological process: lipopolysaccharide-mediated signaling pathway; inflammatory response; toll-like receptor 4 signaling pathway. NCBI's taxonomy places the organism in Eukaryota, Metazoa, Chordata, Mammalia, Eulipotyphla, Soricidae. Gene Ontology annotation, cellular component: lipopolysaccharide receptor complex; external side of plasma membrane; membrane raft. Gene Ontology annotation, molecular function: lipopolysaccharide binding. The transcript has 3 exons. The record is from RefSeq and is a predicted model, not a curated record.